Molecule: messenger RNA, 1470 nt
Organism: Phragmites australis (common reed)
Lineage: Eukaryota; Viridiplantae; Streptophyta; Magnoliopsida; Poales; Poaceae
Exons: 4
Coding region: 367-1173 (268 amino acids)
Source: RefSeq, a predicted model, not a curated record
ACCCACCCACAAUCCCUGACCGUCGAUCUGACGCAUCUGACGGGGUCCGCAACCGCACUGUUCCCGUUGGAUUCUCCUCUCUUCGAUUCCCCUGAUUCAGAGCUCCUCUCUCUCCUCCCCUCUUCCUCAAUCCGCCCCUGCCUCCUCCGCCUCGCCGUCGCCGAUCGGCCGCGCCACCGCACGCCGUCCGGAAUCCCCGUCCCUCUCUUCCCCACCUUCCUCGCAGCCGAUAGCCUCCGCCUCCGCCUCCGCGGUCUCUCCUCCGUCAUCGAUCCACCGCCGCGGUGCGCGCCGGGGACCCCCCGCCGCCGAUCUUGGGUUCUGCUAGCAGUGAUUAAUAUGAUGUAGUGAAGUGUGGAAGGAGCCAUGCCAUCUAGUGACAAGCAACUACCAUUGUCGGUGAAAAAAGCAGCAACACGUGAGUCGCCAAACAAAGGUGCAAACAUCGUUAAUAUGUCUCAAGGCACUUCUCCGCCGCCAAAAGAUAAAGGUCCUACCACAGACCCUACAAAGGCUGUGGGCACCAAACGACUGCAAUGUGAUACUCCUUCAAGUCCUGGAUAUCAUAAUGUUUAUGUACGAAGGAAAGUAGAAUCUGAUCAAAGUAAAGUGAACUCUUCUCAGGAGUUGAAGGGUAAUGGAAGAGUCAAAACAAAAGAGCAGGAGGCGCAGCAAAAUGCGCAACAAGAUGAGGCCAAGAAGCCCCAAGUGGCGUCUCCUGUUGCUGAAUCUAUAGAACUAGUAUCUUCCAAAUCUCCCGAGAACCCAAAUGCGGAAAUUGUGCAGGAGAAAACUGAGCCACCAGUUGCUUCUGGUACUGGUAUUCAAGAUGAUGUCCAACAGUCAAGUAUUCAAUACUGGAACGAGAGAUUUAAUCGGUUACAGACAUAUUUGGAGAAUUGUGACCGGUCAACCCAGGAGGGUUAUUUGCGAAAGCUUAGGUCCCUUUCGGCAGCUGGGCGAAGCAUGCAUGCGAUUGAGCUGGAGAAAAGGGCUAUACACCUCCUAGUGGAGGAAGGUGCCAUAUCACUGCCAUUCUUGCUUUCUUACCGCAUUGAAAGGGAAAGAGCUGCAGCGAAUGAAGGCUUUGAAUGUUCUGGGGAAGGUCUCCCCGAAUGCUUCGACAAAGCAAACUCCAUUGCAGCGACAAUUCCAGAAAUGAGAUGUUCGUGAAAACUAGAGACCUAAAAUGCUCAAGUACAUUGCAGAAAAGGCAUGUUCGGCUUAGCUCCAGUUUGUUCAGGAGCCUCCUUUGCCAGCCAUGAAAUUUCUUUUCCUUUUAUUUCUUUCUCCUUUUGUAUCACCGGCUCACCCAUGUGAUGUGGGGUAUGUUGUAAUGUCAUGUAAUUGGUAAAUCGUACAGAUAAACCUGCCAUGCUUAGUGGCCAAACCUUACAAUUUCUGUUUAUUCCUCUGUCAUGUGAUGCUGAUUUAUGUGAAUCUCAAUGUGGUAUAGCUGGUUGUUUACAA